Molecule: messenger RNA, 1382 nt
Organism: Folsomia candida
Lineage: Eukaryota; Metazoa; Arthropoda; Collembola; Entomobryomorpha; Isotomidae
Exons: 3
Coding region: 483-1187 (234 amino acids)
Biological process (GO): monoatomic ion transport
Cellular component (GO): membrane
Molecular function (GO): extracellular ligand-gated monoatomic ion channel activity
Source: RefSeq, a predicted model, not a curated record
GUUGACUUUCCUUUCCAAACAUAUUGAAUUUUUCAACUCUUCCCACGAUUUAAAUAUGACUUAUAUUUGUAUUAGGGUUGCCGCGGGUCGCGGGCACGGGUACCCGCACCCGCUUACCCGCUUGAUUUGGCGGGUAGCGAGUGUUACCCGCGCGGGUAGCGGGUAAUUCAAAAUUUACCUAUUUUUUAUCAUCAAUCACAUAAUUUAAGUAGAACAUUCUCUAACAAAAAGCUAGAAAGCCGGGCAACAAAAAGGUUUCCCUCGUGAGUAGAAUAAAUAUAGAUUUAUCUGGCCCAAAAACAAUCCUUCUCAUAUCUAGCAUCCCCAUAAGUUUGUAUCCUUCCAAGAAAAUCUAAAUAUAAAUCAGGCCACCUUUUUGUGCAAUAUCUGCCACUGGUCAAAAAUAAUUGAAUCCAAUCGAGUUUCCGAGCUUGUCCUGAGCACAUAGCAAAUACUUUUUUUACUCAAAGCCACCUUAAAAAAUGCAUCUGAAACAAAUCACAUUUUCUUCGUGUUUAAUAAUUUUCUCACUAUUAUCUGAUUUUGUGACGAUGGGGUACAAGAUUUUGCAACUGGAUUCGAACUGUAAACUACCAUGGCAUAGUAGGCGUUUCGAAUACGACUACGAGGUUUCGCCAACUGCACGAAACUAUAGUGCCACCCGAGUCUCAAUUUCAACAACGGUAUCUGUCCAGUCUUAUGACAUGGACCUGGAAUCAAGCGUUUUUAAAGUAAUAGUGGGGUCCACGUUUCGAUGGAAUGAUCCCAGGCUCGCAUAUGGACAACGAGAAGGGUGCAACCGCAGUUACAUUGUGCAAGAUAGUAAUCAUUUGUCUAUGAGUUUCUGGCUUCCAUCGGAUUCUAAGAAGCCGGGCUAUCUUUGUAGUGGAGACCAAUAUCGAUCGUACAUUAUUCUUUACAGAAAUGGAGAUGUUACACUUUCUACCAGCUAUUUCCCACAAGUUGACAAGGUGACAAAGUUGGGGGAGAAGAAAUAUGUAGCCGAGUUAAACAUGAUACCUGAGGAAUUUGAGGAUGAAGUGGUCUACGAGUGGCGUCCUAUCACCGUCGGGUUUAAGGUCGUGAAUGGAUAUAAAAUAAGCGCUGAGUGGAAAAAAUGCGUAGUUGGUGUUGUUAAUAGUAAGAGGAAAAGUUGUAUGCGAUUAGUCUUGUUCUUCAUGGGAUAAUAGAGUAGGUAAAAGGGUUACCGAUGGGUAAAAAUGAUAUGGCAAUACAUUUUUAUCAAUAUUUCGAAAAUUUGUCGUGCCAGCAGAUAAGGAAAAUAUAAAAUUCAUAUUAUACUGUUGUUUUGCAUUCCCUUAAAUAUGUACUGUUCAACUUUAAUAAGAAUAAAUAGGUUUCUAACCUAACCCAACAAUUAA